AUGAAGAUCCUCCUGGUCUUCUCCACCCUCGUGGCAGCCACCUGUAGUGAGGAGCUUUUUGUGGGGGACCAGGUCCUCCGCAUCACGGCCAGCGAUGAGGAGCAGAUCACCCUGCUCAAGGUGCUGGGUGAGCAGGAGGAGCUGCAGGUUGACUUUUGGCGUCACCCCACCAGCCCCAGCCACCCAGUUGACCUCUGGGUGUCCUUCUCCAGCCUCCAACCAGUUAAAACCUUCCUGGAGUCCAACAGCAUUUCCUACAGCAUCAUGAUCAAGGAUGUGCAGGCAUUAUUGGAUGAGGAGAAGAAAACCAUGACCAAGUCCAGGAGGACAGAGAGAAGCACCAGCACAUUUGAUUUUGCCUCCUACCACACGAUAGACGAGAUCUACGACUGGAUGGACACGUUGGUGGACGAUCAUCCCAACCUUGUGAGCAAGAUCCAGAUUGGGCAGAGCUUUGAGAACAGAUCUCUGUACGUGCUGAAGUUCAGCACAGGGGGAUCGAAUCGCUCAGCCAUCUGGUUGGACACCGGCAUCCACGCACGGGAAUGGGUCACUCAGGCCGUCGGUGUCUGGACAGCCAACAAGAUCGCCAAGGAGUAUGGUCAGGACCCUUCUGUCACUGCCAUCCUGGACAGCAUGGACAUCUUCUUGGAGAUCAUCACCAACCCUGAUGGCUUUGCCUUUACCCAUAGCUCUAACCGCCUGUGGCGCAAGACAAGGUCCAUCAACGCCGGCUCCCACUGCGUCGGUGUGGACCCCAACCGAAACUGGGAUGCAGGCUUUGGAGGCUCUGGCUCCAGCAGCAACCCCUGCUCUGAGACCUACCGUGGCCCUUAUGGCCACUCUGAGAGAGAAGUGAAAGCCAUCGUGGACUUCAUCAGUGACCAUGGGAAUGUGAAAUCGGUCAUCUCCAUCCACAGCUACUCCCAGAUGUUGCUUUUCCCCUAUGGCUACAAGAGAACACCUGCACCCCACUACCAGGAACUGAAUGAACUGGCUAAAAAGGCAGUGAGGGACUUGGCCGCCGUCUACGGGACGAAAUACACCUACGGCAGCAUUGUGGACACCAUCUACGUAGCAGAUGGCACCACCAUUGACUGGGCCUACGACAACGGGGUGAAAUAUUCCUUCACCUUCGAACUGAGGGACACGGGACGCUACGGCUUCCUCCUGCCCAGCACCCAGAUCAUUCCCACAGCUACUGAGACUUGGCCAGCGCUGUUGGACAUCAUGAUCCAUGUUCUGGAACAUCCAUACUGA
Molecule: messenger RNA, 1260 nt
Organism: Antrostomus carolinensis (chuck-will's-widow)
Lineage: Eukaryota; Metazoa; Chordata; Aves; Caprimulgiformes; Caprimulgidae
Product: carboxypeptidase A1
Exons: 11
Coding region: 1-1260 (419 amino acids)
Biological process (GO): proteolysis
Molecular function (GO): metallocarboxypeptidase activity; zinc ion binding
Source: RefSeq, a predicted model, not a curated record